AUGCCGGGCUUACACCGAGCGGGCACGGACCUGCACACCGAGCGGGCACGGACCCGCACACACCGAGCGGGCACGGACCCGCACACCUCCGCAGCGCGCUCACAGCCCUGCGCUGCAGAACGCCCCGCACAGUACGUCCACCUUCUCCAUCCCUCUCUGGCCGACGUACGCACCCAGCCCCAGCCACCAAACACAGCUCAGUUCCCCAAGGUGCGAAACAAACCGGUUUCCGCCGCAGAGCAAGGUGAGCUGUCCCGAGUCAUCAGUAAUUCUGCACACCACCUGCCCACGAUGGAUGUGCUCUCAGACCGCAGCUCGCUCUCUCCCGGAGCUGCAGUACAUCUCUCCAGCGUGAAGCUACGCGUUACUCGCACCUUGGUGGUGCAGAUCCACCUGCCUGUGCACCACCGGCCGAGGAACACCUCGUCCUGCCCCAAGGAGCCAACGACCCCACUCGAGGAAGCAGCAGUGGAGCCCAGCGAGAGCCGAGAGGUCCAUCGGCUGAGGUCCGUGGAUAAUCUGUUUGUUGUUGUCCAGGAGUUCAAAGACUAUCAAUUUAAAGAGAACAAGGAAGAUGCUCUAAAGGAUUUGGAAGAUUUGGUUAAAAACCUGCCUUGGACCGAUCCGUUGAAAGUUUGGGAGCUAAACAACAGCUUAAAAAAGAAAAAGACAAAACGCAAAAAGCCUAAUCUGCAGAGUACUGCAAGCAAAGAAAAGUUGAAUGAGGAUGGAGAAGAGGAAGGAGAAGAUCAAAAGGAUGCUAGUAAAGAGGAGGACUGCGCCCAAAACGCUGCAGGGGCAGAACCCGCUGGCAGCCAGGGUUCCGAAAAGACAGAAGGAGUGGCAUCCCGAAGCGGGGGGGAGGAGGAGGAGGAGGAGGAUAAUGAACAAUUAGAUGCUAAAGAGGAAUUGCAGGCGGGUUCCGGGCGUGAGACCAAGGCUGGCGACGGUAAGACCAGUGAAGGAGAGGCAAAGGUGUUGAAGUUCCGCGUUACGUGCAAUAGAGCAGGAGACAAGCACAGUUUCACCUCAAACGAAGCUGCAAGGGACUUCGGCGGAGCUGUGCAGGAGCACUUCCAGUGGAAGGCUGACAUGACUAACUUUGACGUGGAGGUUCUUCUGAAUAUUCACAAUAAUGAAGUAGUUGUGGGCAUUGCAUUAACUGAAGAGAGCCUUCACAGAAGAAAUAUUACCCAUUUUGGACCCACAACUCUUCGUUCAACUCUUGCUUACGGCAUGCUUAGACUCUGCGAUCCACAGCCGACAGAUAUCAUAGUUGAUCCCAUGUGUGGUACAGGUGCAAUACCAAUCGAGGGAGCCACAGAAUGGCCUAGCUGCUACCAUAUUGCUGGUGAUAACAACCCACAAGCUGUGAAGAGAGCAGCAAACAACAUCUGUUCUUUACUAAAGAAAAAUGAGAGUAAGGAAAGCAGUUCUUCCCUGGGCAUACCCUUAGACAUCAUUCAGUGGGAUAUUUGCAAUCUCCCUUUGCGGACUGGUUCUGUGGAUAUUAUCGUGACCGACAUGCCGUUUGGAAAGAGGAUCGGGUCAAAGAAGAAGAACUGGGAUCUCUACCCAGCCUGCCUGACAGAGAUGGGCCGGAUCUGCACGCCGGGGACGGGCAGGGCUGUGCUGCUGACACAGGACAAGAAGUGCUUUGCCAAGGCCUUGUCACGAAUGGGACACAUCUGGCGCAAAGCUCAGACCGUGUGGGUGAACGUCGGCGGACUUCAUGCUGCGGUGUAUCUUCUGAAACGCACCUGGGAAAGAGCGGAAGAAAAAAGAUCUUUCUGGUAACCUGCGUGGAGGAAGACAGGAGACACC
Molecule: messenger RNA, 1824 nt
Organism: Opisthocomus hoazin
Lineage: Eukaryota; Metazoa; Chordata; Aves; Opisthocomiformes; Opisthocomidae
Source: RefSeq, a predicted model, not a curated record